Macrosiphum euphorbiae (potato aphid) is the source of this 294-nucleotide messenger RNA. Lineage: Eukaryota; Metazoa; Arthropoda; Insecta; Hemiptera; Aphididae. The record is from the annotation of a GenBank genome assembly.
AUGGUUUCAAAAAUAAAAAUAUCACUGGAGGGGUCAAUAGACCUGACAGCAGCCUAUGAUACGGUCAGAUAUAGAAUUUUAUUAGAUAAAAUCUACAACCUCACUAAUGACAAAGGUUUUACAUGGAUAAUAAAAAAACUACUCCAGCAUAGAAGAUUUUACGUGACAUUGGGAUGCAUGAAAAUUGAAAAGAGAAAUCAAAGAAUGGGUUUCCACAACGCAGUGUUUUGGCCCCAAUCGUUUUUAACAUCUAUACGAACGACCAAACGAUCACUCCAGGUGCCAGGUAUUUAA